Sinocyclocheilus rhinocerous is the source of this 4571-nucleotide messenger RNA. RefSeq names its product SMAD specific E3 ubiquitin protein ligase 1 (gene smurf1). Gene Ontology annotation, biological process: protein ubiquitination; proteasome-mediated ubiquitin-dependent protein catabolic process; negative regulation of BMP signaling pathway. The coding region runs from base 214 to 2409 and encodes 731 amino acids. The transcript has 18 exons. Gene Ontology annotation, cellular component: cytoplasm. Gene Ontology annotation, molecular function: ubiquitin protein ligase activity; SMAD binding. The record is from RefSeq and is a predicted model, not a curated record. Lineage: Eukaryota; Metazoa; Chordata; Actinopteri; Cypriniformes; Cyprinidae.
ACGCCGUUGAGCUCAAAAAAUGUUAGCCUGUGUUGUUAAAUCUGAAAGCUACAGGGGAUUUGCCAGACGGAAAUAAUAUCGUUUUACCGCCUUAGAAACACAUGUACAGCCCACAUAUUUGCGUAGCGCUUUUUUAUACGUUUUUCUAUCCGCUUGCAGCGAGCGUCUUGGGUUUAUCCUGAGAGAAAGUUGGUUGGUUAUUUUGUGGGAGUGAUGUCGAAUCCUGGGACUCGAAGGAACGGGUCAAGCAUCAAAAUCCGACUGACAGUAUUAUGUGCCAAGAAUCUGGCAAAGAAAGACUUCUUUCGGUUGCCUGAUCCUUUCGCCAAAGUGGUGGUGGAUGGCUCGGGUCAAUGCCACUCUACAGACACGGUCAAAAGCACAUUGGACCCCAAGUGGAAUCAGCAUUACGACCUGUAUAUUGGGAAGACUGAUUCCAUCACCAUUAGCGUAUGGAACCACAAGAAGAUCCAUAAGAAGCAGGGUGCGGGUUUCUUAGGCUGUGUGCGGCUCCUGUCCAACGCCAUCAGCAGACUAAAAGACACCGGCUACCAGCGUUUAGACUUAUGCAAGUUGAACCCAUCUGACAGUGAUGCUGUCCGUGGACAAAUCGUUGUGAGUCUGCAGACCAGAGACAGAAUUGGCAGUGGAGGGCCUGUGGUCGACUGUAGAGGACUGGUAGAGAAUGAAGGGCCUGUCUUUGAAGACUCGGGGCCCGGGCGGCCUCUCAGCUGCUUCAUGGAGGAGCCCAUGCCAUACACAGAUCCUACAGGAGCCGCUGGUGGAGGCAACUGCCGUGCACUCGAGUCGCCCAAUCAGGAGCAACGGCUCCAAGCACAACGCAUCAGAAACCAAGAUUCCAGAGGGCAUGCACACACCCCCCAAAACAGACCACACGGACCCCAAUCCCCUGACCUCCCUGAGGGCUAUGAGCAAAGAACCACCGUGCAGGGCCAAGUCUAUUUUCUGCACACACAGACUGGCGUGAGCACCUGGCAUGAUCCCAGAAUACCCCGGGAUUUGAACAGCGUGAGUUGUGAGGAGCUGGGCCCUCUGCCGCCCGGCUGGGAGAUCAGGAGCACUGUGUCAGGACGAAUUUAUUUUGUCGACCACAAUAAUAGAACCACGCAAUUCACCGACCCCAGGUUACACCACAUCAUGAGCCAACACUCUCAGGUGAAGGAGUCGAGCCAGGCUCUGCCCGUACAGAUAGAAGUUGGCAUGGAGGAAGGUGAUGGCGAGUUACCGGUGCGCUACGAGAGAGAUCUGGUCCAGAAACUCAAAGUUCUCCGCCAUGAGCUCUCCCUGCAGCAGCCUCAAGCCGGCCACUGCCGCAUAGAAGUGUCCCGCGAGGAGAUCUUUGAGGAGUCUUAUAGACAGAUCAUGAAGAUGAGACCCAAAGACCUGAAGAAGCGGCUGAUGGUGAAGUUCAGAGGAGAGGAGGGGCUGGAUUACGGUGGAGUUGCUAGGGAAUGGUUGUAUCUCCUCUGCCAUGAGAUGCUGAAUCCAUACUACGGCCUGUUUCAGUACUCGACUGAUAACAUCUACACACUACAGAUCAACCCAGACUCAUCCAUCAACCCUGACCACUUGUCUUACUUCCACUUUGUUGGGCGGAUUAUGGGUCUGGCUGUUUUCCACGGGCACUACAUCAAUGGAGGCUUCACCUUGCCCUUCUACAAGCAGCUCCUGGGGAAGCCCAUCCAACUUUGUGACCUUGAGACUGUGGACCCAGAGCUGCACAAGAGCCUCGUCUGGAUACUAGAGAAUGACAUCACAUCUGUUUUGGACCACACCUUCUGCGUAGAACAUAAUGCUUUUGGCAAAUUCCUCCAACAUGAGCUGAAACCAAACGGCAAGAACAUCCCGGUCACAGAGGAGAACAAGAAAGAAUAUGUGAGGCUGUAUGUCAACUGGAGAUUCAUGCGUGGCAUUGAGGCCCAAUUCCUUGCCCUGCAGAAGGGCUUCAACGAACUCAUACCACAGCAUCUGCUCAAGCCUUUUGACAACAAGGAACUUGAGCUGAUCAUCGGAGGUUUGGGCAAGAUCGAUCUGAACGACUGGAAGGCCAACACACGGCUGAAGCACUGUGUGGCUGACAGUAACAUAGUGAAGUGGUUCUGGCAGGCAGUUGAAUCGUUUGACGAGGAGAGGAGAGGCAGACUGUUACAGUUCGUCACAGGCUCCACACGUGUCCCUCUACAAGGCUUCAAAGCACUGCAAGGUUCUACAGGUUCUGCAGGACCAAGACUCUUCACUAUUCAUUUAAUUGAUGCCAACACAGACAACCUGCCCAAAGCCCACACAUGCUUCAACCGGAUCGACAUCCCGCCUUACGAGUCAUACGAGAAGCUCUACGAGAAGCUCCUGACGGCCGUGGAGGAGACAUGUGGCUUUGCAGUGGAGUGAGCGAGUGCCCUGUCCAGCCAACCAGCAAUGGCAGCAAACCCACCAAACAGCCCCAGCCAUCCUUUUCACCCCCUCCCCUUCUCCAGGACAGACAGACUGGUGUCUCCUGACAGACUUUAGCAUCACCCGCCAGCUGGAAACUGCAACGGAGAGGAGCGACCACCCAAGGGCAAAACUCUCAAAGACUAAUGAUUCCUCACAACGGGAUUCGAGAAUUGUUUCACAUUACCACAAUAAGUUAGAGAGAAAUCUGGUCAACAGUUCGCAUUGUCUUUGUCACUGAAGCGGUGGGCUGAUAGCGUCUGACUGUAACGCGAGUAUGUUUGUGCUGCAGUAGAGCCUCGCUGAGCCUGUGGUCUACAUGAAUAGAGCUGACGUUUUAGUCUAGGUGGAGUAUUUUAACAUACACAGAGCCUGUGACCAUUAAACCAGUUUACCAGCAAAUGCAUCUUGAAGGACAAGGGUGGUCUGCGUUGUUAUGCUCGGUAUCGUCUCUUAUUUGACUUUAUUUUCUUGUGUCCUGUUCAGUACUAUAGGAUGGCAUUUCAGUGGUAUCCAUUUCCUGUACUCAUCAGCGUUCUCACUGUAGAAAUUAACUCGAUUGCUUGAAAUGUAUUAUUGAAAUGUUUUUUUUUUUUGUCUAAGAUCAAGAACAUGCUUAACAGCGAGUAUUAGUCCUGUUGUGGGAACUGUGAAUCUCACAGCACCCGUGUGUUAAUGUUCCUCAACUGAAGCACAACGAUCAUGUGCAGUCUAGAGAAGGACCCAAAGCCCUUGCAAAGUCAGCGGUUUCCUGAGCGAGCCAGUAUUUUCGUCACAUCUUUUUUUUUAUGGCAUUUUUAUCCAGUGAGCAUUCCUCCGUUGUCAACAAAAGACCUAUUUUUAAAGGUAAUGUUUAAUGAAUGGUGUUUUAAUAUGCAGAUUUUGAAGCAAAUCACCUUCUUGAAAAACAUUCUAAUCCACUGUGUCCGUUAACACGCCUAAACUGGACUCCUAAACAUAGUUUUGCAAAGAAAACGAAUGUUGAGUGUUUUGAAGAAGCUCUUCUUGUCCUUAAUUUUGAUAGACCCCAUUAAUCUCUUUAAUGAAUCCAACCAUUAUCAUAUGGUAACUUGGCAUUAACCGUUUUAACGUAAUGUACCAUAAAAUUCAACUCUAGACUGUUAUUCGCGUGUCUUCAUUCAAACCACUGCUUCAAGUAACAUUCAGCACUUUCGCUGGCAAGUGUUCAAUCACCCGUCAUGGAGUGUUUAUUCCCCUGCAGACGAACGUUUAGCUGUGGUGGUACAUCUGCAGACUCUGAUGGAGUGGGGUUUGGUCCAGGUUUUGGUGUGGUGAAAGAGCAGGGGAGAGUCUUGGAUUUCAUUAUGUAGUGCUUGAUGUGCAUGGCACCUGAUUAUUCUUUAUAAAUGUAAAGGAUGAGCCAACCUCAGUGUUUCUUCAACCACUUUUGUCUCUUUCUCUUUUUUUUUUUUUUUUUACCAAUUAUUUAUUACCAUGUAAUGUCCUUUUAAGUAUUGCUGCUAUUACCAUUAUUCCAUUGUUUUCAGAGAAGGCUGAGUUCUUGUGAAAGCUGUACACUAAUCUCUUUUAUUUUAUGUAUGAAUCAAAGUAUUUAAACCUGCUGCUGAUUCUUCAGGAUGUUAAUAGGAGGGUUCCCCCGACCUUUGACCUGGAUGGAGUUAGCAAGUGAUGUAGGCUGGGCCCCGGUGGUCAUGUUCAUAUUUGUGAUAUAUGCAAUAAAAACCAUCACCUUUAUAUUCUUGGUUCUGUCUUAAAAUGUCUCUUUCCUCACUUAAUGUGUAUCGGAUCGGUCAGAAUUGGUGUCUUUGACGAGUGUGCAAAAAUGAAGUUUUCUGUUUUUUGAGUGGUGAAAGUUUUUAAACUUGCUUAAAAGACAAAAGAGGUGACGUUUAAUGUUGUGUAAUUGUGGGAAUGGCUAGUGAGCUUGAAGAUGAGUAUGGACUUUGCCUGAAGUUACAGUUGUUUUCAGAUUUCUCUAAAGAAAAACCUUUUUCCAAGUAAUGUGACCAGUAUCAUCACAUUGUACAAUUAUUAGGUCCUGAGUGUCAUUGUUUAUUCGAUGCAAGAGUAAUGUAACUUACUAUGUACUAAACAUUUCUGAAAAAAUUCAGUGUAAAUAAGAUUAUAUUAAAGAAACU